Molecule: messenger RNA, 1173 nt
Organism: Kluyveromyces lactis
Lineage: Eukaryota; Fungi; Ascomycota; Saccharomycetes; Saccharomycetales; Saccharomycetaceae
Exons: 1
Coding region: 1-1173 (390 amino acids)
Source: RefSeq, a predicted model, not a curated record
AUGACAUUAAAAACGAUUUACAUUGCAAGACAUGGUUAUAGAUCGAAUUGGCUGCCUACACCACCAGCACACCCGGCACCACCUACCGGUGUAAAUAGCGAUGUUCCUUUAGCUUCACAUGGUGUAGACCAAGCUAAAGAACUCGCGCACUAUUUGAUAUCUAUUGAUAACCAACCGCAAAUGAUAUUUUCUUCUCCGUUAUACCGUUGCUUACAGACCAGUGAACCAGCUGCAGAUCUUUUAGAACUUCUGAUUUAUAUCGAUAGAGGUUUGAGUGAAUGGUACAAGCCAGAUAGAGAUGUGAUUCCAGAGCCAGCUACUUUUGAUAUCUUGAAUAACUUCUUUGCAGGUAAGUUGAAAAGUGACUGGCCAAAUAGCGUUAUUCCUAGCCUUAAAGGUGAGACUGAAGAAGAUAUCUUCAAGAGAUGCAGUAAAUUUUGGCCCAUAUUCGUUAAAGAAUUGGAAAAACAGUUCCCUGAAGUUGAAACUAUUCUGUUAGUAACUCAUGCAGCCACUAAGAUCGCAUUGGGUAUGACGCUGUUGAAGUUCCAUAAUGUCAGAGAGUCUCUAGAUGAAGAUGGUACUGUGAUAAGAGCUGGCAGCUGUUCUUUGGACAAAUACGAACUUUUAGACGAUGACGUAGAUGAAGAUGAAAACGGCGAUGAGUCUGUAUUACCCUUCGAACAAAGACAAUGGAAAUUAACAAUGAACGGUAACACGGAGUUUUUAAGCGCAGGAGAAGAAAUGCACUGGGAUUUCAAAUCUGGAUUCGAAGCCGGGUCUGACGAAGAUAUCAAAGCUAGGCGAAAGAAACAAUUGGAGGAACGCGGGACUACAGCUAACAGUGAAAAGGUAACUGAUACAAAUUCAAGUGAAGAAUAUGAACACGUCUACGUUAGCCUUGAUGUUGAUAAUCGUAAUUAUCGUGAACGGAAUACGGUACAAAAUCAAGCUACAUUACAGCACUCCGGUUUAGAGACUGAUAAACCUUUGAUAAAAAUUGGUGAUAACGUUUACGAGGGUACUUGGAAGAAAUCUCUUGGUACCGAGUUAGCAUUUGCUAAAGAGUUAGGCAAUGUUGGGUCCAAAGAGAGUGAGCAAGACGCAGGUAACCCUGAGCGCGUUUACAGAGUCACAGAUAGUAUAGAUCUUAACCCAAUUCAACCUAUGUAA